AUGGUAAAAAAGCUUUACCGUCGGGCAGAGGUAUUGUACGGUAAAUGUGAGGAUGCUCCUACGGUUGUUGAAGCUGUACAGUUUCAUGGAAUCAAGAGGACUAAAAACGAUGCAUUAGUCAAAGAAAUUGCAUAUUUAUACAAAUGUGCUGAUUUUGGAAGCCUGCUGCAUAAUGCAAAUCUUGCUGCAAAACAUCUGAUGGAAAUCGGUUUAAUGGAACAUGCUACAGCACUGAUAGAUGUAUGCAAGGGGAAUCCGCAUAGUUACGUUGUGAAUUUCGUUGUUAGAGAGCCAAGAUCGUUUACCAUUGGAGCUAAAGCCGGCGUGUCAACAUACGGGGAAGCAGACGGCAUACUCAAUGUUACAAAAAGAAGUGUUUUUGGACGUGGUGAAAACUGCAACACUUCAUACACAUACACCGUAAAGGCACGUCUUAAAAACUUUUACCGCUAUUCUAAACUUAAAUUUUUUCCCUUUCUUGGAUGGCAGAAGUAUGCUUCUCUGAAUUUGUCCAUUUUUCGAAACUUUUUUUUGUCGCCGUGGAAUGUGUCAGAAACAGCUGAAAACGGCAUUGUUCUGCAAUAUAACGGACUGAUUAAUCCAAGUUUGCUACAUACUUCAAGUUUUAACGUGAUUUGGCGUAAAUUCAUGCCUCUGAAAGAUGCCGUGUUCAGUGUUCGAGAAUUUGCUGGUCAUUCCUUGAAAUUCUCGAUAGAAAACUCUUUAGCGUAUGAUACCCGUGACUAUAGACUGUUGCCGUCAGCAGGUGUUUAUUGUCGUCUCACUCAGGAACUGGCAGGGCUGCUUGGAGAUGCCAGUUUUGCGAAACAAACGGUGGACCUGCAGUUUGCUAAUCCAUUACGGUUUGGUGCCUUUGUUGGUGGAUCACUACAAGCGUCUUUAAUUUCUUCUUUAUCAAAUCAACCAAUACAUCUUCUCGACAGGUUAUAUUUGGGGGGACCAUUAAACUUGCGCGGUUUUAGUUGGAAUUCUAUGGGUGCUAAAGCUGGCACUUCGAGCUUGGGUGGUUUUGCGUCUUGUGCAGCUGCUCUCCACAUUUAUAUGCCACUGAUACCUGCUGACUUAUUGUUCGCUCAUUGUUUUAUGGUCGGUGGAUCUGUAAUACCAUCUAAGUCCCCAAAUGUAUUUGAAGCACUCGUUAGCGAAAGGAGGGUUUCGGCAGGCAUUGGAGUAACAUUUGUAUUUCGAGACAUGGUACGGCUGGAGCUGAACUAUGUUUGGCCGCUACGCUCUCAUACAAGUGACUCUUGCAAUUUUGGCUUUCAAUUUGGAGCAGGAAUCAAUUUCUUGUAG
Molecule: messenger RNA, 1314 nt
Organism: Enterobius vermicularis (human pinworm)
Lineage: Eukaryota; Metazoa; Nematoda; Chromadorea; Rhabditida; Oxyuridae
Source: the annotation of a GenBank genome assembly